AUCCGCUCAGUACUGCGACGGUUCUCAGGCGAUCAAGAUCGGCGGACUAUAUAUAUUACAUAUAUAGAGGCGGCGCUAGAUAGUAACGGGGAGAUAGACAAGAGACCUCAGAGGGCCAGAAAGUAACGGCACCCGCGACGAGACACGACCACGACACUCGUGGAAGAGACACCACUCACCACUCCGUCGAUAAGAUUAACUAGGGCCCAAAGAAUACUUAAUUAAGGCUAACGAAGAGCCAACAAGCCAACAGCAACAGGUCUUAGACUUAGAUAAUAGCCCAACUCGAGUGCCCCAGUGAUUUGUGACCAUUAUUGGUCGGUUAAGAACCCCUGCCAGACAUUCAUAUAUGUGCAAAGAGUGAACGGCAAUUCAAAAGGGUGUAAGCAAGGAUGUACAUGGCCAACACCACCGGCGGCCUGAUGCUGCAGACCAUGUUGUACCUGGCGAAUCACACCAGCAGGGCGGCGGUCAACACCCUCGUGGAUCUGCCACCAGCCCCCAAGAGCGAUAUCAACGAGGUGAAGUGCUUCGGCGUCUACGGCUGCUUCCCCUUGAACGGACCCUGGAACACGGUGACCCGCUCGAUCAACGUCCAUCCGCAGAAGCCCUCGGAGAUUGAGCCUCACUUCACGCUGCACACGCGCCGGCAACUGGACCAGCCCAAGUAUUUGGAUCUCAACGAUCCGGACAGUGUCCAGGGCAUGGGCAUCGAUCCGCGGGGAAAGAUCUUUCUGCUGGUCCACGGCUACCUGGAGUCGGGCGAGAUACCCUGGAUGUCGGACAUGGCCAAGGCCCUGCUGGCCUACGAGCCGGAGGGCAGUGCCUGUGCCGUGCUCAUUGAUUGGGGCGGCGGCGCAAGUCCGCCGUAUGUCCAGGCGGUGGCUAAUAUCCGGCUGGUGGGCGCCAUAACGGCGCAUGUGGUCCACAUGCUGUACGAGGAGCUGCGACUGCCCAAUCUGGACAAUGUUCACAUCAUUGGCCACUCCCUCGGCGCCCAUUUGUCCGGCUAUGCGGGCUAUCACCUGCAGCGGGACUUUGGCUUGAAGGCGGCCAGGAUAACGGGCCUGGAUCCGGCAGCGCCGCUCUUCACCGACACCGAUCCCAUUGUGCGGCUGGACAAGACGGACGCCCACUUUGUGGAUGUGGUGCACACCGAUGCCAAUCCGCUGAUGAAGGGCGGACUGGGCAUCAAUAUGCGGCUGGGACAUGUCGACUUCUUUCCCAAUGGAGGUUUCGAUAAUCCCGGCUGCAACAAGAAGUUCCAGGACGUGGUGAAGAAGAAGACCCUCUUCCUGACCAUGCAGGAGUUCCUGGGCUGCAAUCACAUCCGGAGCCAGCAGUAUUUCACGGAGAGCAUUGGCUCCCAGUGCCCGUUUUUGGGCAUCACCUGUGAUUCCUUUGAGAGCUUUAAGGACACCAAAUGCACCAGCUGCGAGGAGCCGGGUCACACCUGCCUGCGCAUGGGCUACCACAGUCAGGAGGACUACCAGGAGCAGGUGGAUCUCGGCCAGUUGCGUCAGGGCGAUUCGCCGGGCGUCUUUUAUCUGACAACCGGCGACCGGGCUCCCUUCUGCCGGCUGCACUACAGGAUCACUGUACGUGUGUCCGGCCACGAUGAGAGCACCCUGCACGGCGGCGAGGUGGGCAUCCUCUCCGUCCAGCUGCAUGGGAAGAAGAGCGGCAAGCGCACGGAUGCCGCCUCGUCCACGGAACUGAUGCGAUUCUCGCCGAAGGCCAUGUACUUUGAGCCUGGCUACGAGUACAACGCUCUGGUGGCGGGUCGGGAUGUGCGGGAGCCGGAGUAUGCCACCGUGAACUGGGAGUAUCCCACAAGCAUCCUGAAUCCGCUCACCUGGCGCAUCCUGUCCUCGCCGAGGAUCUACCUGGAGUACGUGCUGGUCGAGGCGAUGGAGUCCAGUGAGCUCUACCUGAAGCUCUGUCCGCAGCACGAGGGCGCCAUUUUGGCGGGCGCCGAGAAUGUCCUGCGCUCCAGCUACUGCAGGGAUUAGAUUUCAUCUAGCUUUCGUUUUUUUUUUUUCUAAAUUGAAUUAUCUAAUUACCAGUUGCCCCUAAUUAUCUACUUUGACUAUUUGAGUUACGAGUUAGAGUUACGUAGCUACGUAGCGUAGCUAUUUAAUCGCUAGCUAGGUGUUCGUAGUAAGUAGCAAUCCAUGACAUAAGUUUAAGUUUCUUUUUUUUGUAAUUACCGCCAAGGGCAAGCAGUUUAAAGCAGUUUGGCUUGUGCCACAGUUUAUGGUUCUUCCUUCUUGCUAUAAAAGCGCUCCCUUCAACUGUUCCCAAAUUCGGUCAUGUGUUUAUAGCAGGAACAGUUUGUAUUUUAUUUAUAGUAUUGUUAUUCAUGCAUCCCCAACACCGUUAUUUAUUUUUGUUAUUUAAUUUUUUUUCAAGCAUCUAAAGUGUAUUUGUAGUUUGUAGUUCAAUUUAUGCAGCCCUAUUUAAUGUAAAUAAAAAUACAUAAACGAAAAUAAAUAAUAAAACAAACAUCUCUCUCUAAAACAAAUAUCUCUCUUAUUAAGUAAAAUGAUAUAUGUGAGAUUAAGCGUUAUAUUUUUAAUGUUACUUUUUUCAAUUUUAUAAACUUUA
Molecule: messenger RNA, 2607 nt
Organism: Drosophila kikkawai
Lineage: Eukaryota; Metazoa; Arthropoda; Insecta; Diptera; Drosophilidae
Product: pancreatic triacylglycerol lipase
Biological process (GO): lipid catabolic process
Molecular function (GO): lipase activity; carboxylic ester hydrolase activity
Source: RefSeq, a predicted model, not a curated record